Messenger RNA from Larimichthys crocea (large yellow croaker), 6104 nucleotides. RefSeq names its product rabaptin, RAB GTPase binding effector protein 1 (gene rabep1). Gene Ontology annotation, molecular function: growth factor activity; GTPase activator activity. Lineage: Eukaryota; Metazoa; Chordata; Actinopteri; Sciaenidae. The transcript has 19 exons. Gene Ontology annotation, cellular component: intracellular membrane-bounded organelle. Bases 133 to 2718 code for a protein of 861 amino acids. The record is from RefSeq and is a predicted model, not a curated record. Gene Ontology annotation, biological process: endocytosis.
UCAGCCGGAAGACGCGCUCUUCACCCUCGCUUAGCUUAACACUUAGUUGUGAUGUUAGCCUGUUUUCUUGGACACUCCUAGCGCUUUAUCCCACUUCACUGCUAAUUGCCUCAAGCCCCCCCUCAGGAAACCAUGGCCGAGCAGGCCUCGGGACCCCCUCUGUCGUCCCAACAUGACGAGGUGCUCCAGCAGCGAGUGGCCGCUAUGGAACAGGAGAGGGCCGAGUUCAUCAAACUCAAGCAGCAGCUGGAGGCCGAGUUCAACCAGAAGCGAGCCAAGUUCAAAGAGCUCUACCUGUCCAAAGAAGAGGAGCUGAAGAGGCAGACCGCGGCACUGGAGGGCGCCCAAGUUGAGUUGAGCUCCAUCCAGGAGCAGCUGGCUCAGGCUCGGUCAGAGAUAGAGACCAUCAAAGCGGUGGCCACCGUGUCGGAAAACACCAAGCAGGAGGCCAUCGACCAGGUCCGCAGCCAGUGGCAGGAGGAGGUGGCCUCGCUGCAGGCCAUCAUGAAAGAAACGGUGUGCGAGUAUGAGGUCCAGUUUCACCAGCGUCUGGAGCAGGAGCGAGCCCAGUGGAACCAGUACAGAGAGGCAGUGGAGAGGGAGCUGGGUGAGCUGCGACGCCGCCUCACUGAGGGCCAGGAGGAAGAGAACCUGGAGGACGAAAUGAAAAAAGCCCAGGAGGAUGCAGAGAAGCUGCGUUCGGUGGUGAUGCCCAUGGAGCAGGAGAUCGCAGCUCUGAAAGCCAAGCUGACUACAGCCGAGGACAGGGUGAAGGAACUGGAGGCCUCGAAGGUGAAGGAGCUCAAUCAUGUUCUCGAGGCGGAGAAGUCGUGUCGUACGGACCUGGAGAUGUAUGUGGCCGUGUUGAACACUCAGAAGUCUGUCCUGCAGGAAGAUGCAGAGAAACUACGGAAAGAGCUCCACGACGUGUGUCACAAGUUGGAGUUGGAGCGGCAGCAGCACAACCAGCUGAAACACACAUGGCAGAGAGCCAACGACCAGUUUCUGGAGUCCCAACGCCUCCUCAUGAGGGACAUGCAGAGGAUAGAGAGCGUGCUGUCAUCAGAACAGCUCCGCCAGGUGGAGGAGAUGAAGAAGAAAGACCAGGAGGAGGAUGAGAAAGAGAGGCUGAGCCAAGUGAAGGAGCUGCACGAGGAGGAUGUGGGAGACAACACGGAGCCCCUGGAGGAUUUGUUCCUCGGGCUGAGCGUCGAGGAGCCCCACACCAACCACAGCGCCCACGGCUCCAUGCACUCCUUAGACACUGAUGUAGUUGCAGGGAGCCCCAUGGAUCCCUACAAGGACAACCUGCGGAGAGUUCAGUCAACAGACAGCCUCGGCUCCUCGCUGUCAGUCCAGCAAGGACUCGGAGGCCACAACCACAAAGCCAAGUCAGCCAGCCACUUGGACGAGUCGGACUUUGGGCCCUUGGUGGGGGCUGACUGCGGGGUGACAGACAGUAGUUUUGGUGAAACUUCGUCCAUCAGCUCCAUUAAGCUGACGGCGAGUCAUUUCCUGCUGACUAAAGACCAGGAGAAGGCCAUCAAGGCCAUGACGCCCGAGCAGGAGGAGACUGCAUCGCUCCUGUCCAGCAUCUCCCAUGCCCCUGACACCGCCUUCCUACCGCCUUCAGGCUACAGACUCGUCAGUGACAGCGAGUGGAACCUGCUGCAGCAAGAGGUGAAAAAUGCUGGCAGGAAGCUCGGCCGACGUUGUGAUAUGUGCUCCAACUACGAGAAGCAGCUGCAGGCCAUCCAGGGACAAGAAGCUGAGACACGAGAUCAGGUGAAGAAACUGCAGGUGAUGCUGCGUCAGGCCAACGAUCAGCUGGAGAGGACGAUGACUGAGAAACAGAAUUUGGAAGAUUCGGUCAAAGUAGGCAACGAGGAAACCACUGCUAAGGUGUCCGCCCUCUUGCAAAGAGUCCAGGAUUCAGAAACACUGCUCAGCACACUACAACAGGCCUUCAGUGAAGCUAAGAGAAACACACAGGAACAGAUGGCGGUUCUGGUGAAGUCAAGGGAGCAGGUGGCAGAUGAGCUAAGCCGACUGCAGAGAGACAACGAGAGCCUGCAGGGAAAACACAGGCUGCACGUAGAACUACAGCAACAAGAGGACUUCCAGAUGCCCAAUACUGUGCAAGAGCUACAUGUCCUGGUGGUGGGGCUGCGUGAGGACCUGGUGGCGUUACGGACGUCUGCCGAUCACAUGGAGGAGAAGUUGAAAGCUGAGAUUCUGUUUCUGAAGGAGCAGAUCCAGGCGGAGCAGUGUCUGAAGGAGAACCUGGAGGACACACUGCAGCUGGAGAUCGAGGGCUGCAAGGAGGAGAUAGACAUCUUGGAAGCGUCUUUCUCCAGUUUGAAGACAGAGCUAGAGCGAAUAAAAGCAGAGAAGGAACAGUUGCAGAGCAGUCUAGCAGAGAAAACUGAGACACUGGAGAACAUCCAGGGCCUGAGGAUCACCCUGGAGCAGCAGCUCAAAGAGCUUACCACUGCAAAGAGUGCACUAGAGAGUCAGGUCUUUGAUGAGAGAGACAAAGCCCAGCGGCUGCAAACAGAGCUGGAUGUCAGCGAGCAAGUUCAGAAGGACUUUGUCAAACUCUCUCAGACCCUUCAGGUACAGUUGGAGCGAAUACGACAGGCAGACUCCUUGGAUCGAAUCAAAGUCAUCCUCAAUGACACCAACUUGACUGACAUCAACCAGCUUCCAGAGACAUGAUACCACUGAAUAAAAAAUUGCCUUCAGUUUCAUUCCCCUCUUUCUCUAAUCACUGGCCCAAUAACAUUAUUGAUCUGACCCUUCCUCCUCCCCAUAACCACAGCGGAAGAGUUUGGAGGGACGAGGACAGACGUGGCAUGAGGAGCCUUUUGUGUACAUUAAGAGUCUUGGAACAUGAAUAAUGAAGAAGAACACUACUAAAAAAAAAACAUGUAAAUAACUAAAUGUGUGACUCUGGACGGAGGGAGUGGAUGCAAGGCUGUCUGUGUCUUGUUUCUACUGUAGAUAUGACUGUCUGUGUGUAUUAGCUCAACCAAAAAGGUUUGUCGUCUUCUAAAGCACUUUUCAUCUGCAACUUCUCUUUCCAGGUAAAUAGAAAACAACUGGUGCAUAACUUUCCUCCUUCUGUUCUCACAGCGGUUGAUAAUCGCUUCCUUGUUCCACUCGCUUGUUCUUUCCGUGUGUUGUUUUUUUUUCUACCUUUUUCUGGCUGUUUUUCUGUGACAUUUUCCACCGUGUUCUGGUCAUUAAACCCUGUGACAAAGACACAAUGAAGGAAAUUCAUGGAAAAUACUUGCACAUAACUUAACUGGGAUGGAAAAAAAGGAACUUAACAAAAUUUGAGCAAUACCAUCCUUUUUUUUUUUUUUUUAAACAUCCUCUACUGUAUCUUGCUUCGUUUUUGUUCUUAACAUUUGACAGGAGCUCUAGUUUUUUUUUUCUUUUAAUGCUGCAGAAAUACAGUGAAGAAACAUUCAAUCAUGUUUAAAGUUGUAUUUUUGAACCUCACUCUUGUUUCUUGUUUGUCAAGGAAGCCAUCGAAACACUAGUUAAAUCAGUUUGUGUCAGUUUGAGGUAAAAAGAUGGAACAAAAUGUAAAAACUUUUUAUUAACUGUCUAUAUGAAUUGACCUUUUGUUGGACUUUGUUAAUGUAAUUCUAAAGCUCUUAAAUUACAGUGGGCGGCUUUUAAAUAACGUACGAUGAAGAAAGAGCACACUAUCACAACACAAGAUGCACAAGAUGUUUCUCUUCUGUCACAGCAGAGGCAGUAGGAGGAAGUCUUAUUUAAGGAAACUUCUGGAUGGUGGGAGAAAAACACGUCUAACAAGCCACCAUACUCCUCUCUGAGAGCUUUGCAAACUUUAACCCAUCUGACUGUGAAAAACUAAAAAGAGUUGUACAAGAAUUCACUAACUCCUACAUGACUAAACCUGCCAGUAUGCCUCAUCAGAACUGCUUGUCAGAUGGUCGAAUAGCUUCAGAAGCGAGAAGUGAGAAAUGAGCCAGGGUUUGAACUCUCACCUCCAUUAGCAAAAUGACUAAUAUUAGGGUAAUGGUUGUGGAUGCGCCAUAAUUUGUUCUUUUUCUUCAGAUCAAAUUUGCGCAACAUUUGGAUAGAAAUUUGGCUUGUGACAUCCGGAUUUUCACUCUGUGUUCCAGCGCUGCAGUGGUCAGACGACAUGUUAUACGAUUCAGUUCUUUUCUAGUAUAACCUCUAUUUUUUUUUUUUUUUUUAAAGAAGUUGAUUUAAACACCUCAGUGUGCUUCAAAACAAACCAGGUUGUACAACGCGUCAUCCGCGACACAAUAAAUCUUACUAACGGGUAUAUUUUAAAACAUACGUGUUGUUUUACACGGUUGUGAAAGAGAAGGUUUGUCUGAUGAAUACAAAAAGAGAGCUUAAGCCAGAAGAGGUCAAACUCUUUCUGCAUUGUCUGUUUUAGAAAGUUGCAAAAAUGAUUGGCAUAUUGACACUGUUGAACAAUCUGACAAGCUCUUCAUUGGAAGCAUACUGAGGCCUUAACCCAUGCUGAAAAUGAAAAAGAGAGCUGUGUCCAUUUCGAUGUUCCAUACUUAAUCCAGGCAGAAUAAUUAAUAGGAGUAGGACUUAAACCACAGCGAGGCUGAAAGAGGCAGGAUCACACAGAUGAUGUUCAUUGAGCAGCUACACAGUAUUUUGAGGUAUAAGACAGCGCUGCCCACCCCCCGGCCCCAACUAAAACUUUGUUUUCUUCUAAUGGUAUAAAUAAAUGCAGGAAUACUAAUAGGAAGUUGUACGGGUUGGCAUGAUUCUUAAUAAGUGUCUGGUUUUAUUACAUGUUUGACCAAUUUUAGGCAACACAACUAAGGAGGUGGUUCAUUAUCAGCUGCUGUAGGCGCUCACAUUUGUAAAGUUCAGGCAAAUGUUUUGUCAAAAUCGGCAUAGAAUAUGAUUCUAAGUGUUAAAAGUCAAACUGAGAAAUGAAAACUUCUGUCACGGAUAAGAAUGUAACAUUAACACAGUCACAAAAGAACGACUGAGAUAUUGAGAACUCCAAUUAAUAGUUUCAGUCUUUCUAAGGAUGUAAAUCACUUUCCAGGAAUUGGCAGUCAUGACUUAGUGCUCUGCACUCUGACUUGAAAUGGUUGCAAAGAUGAAAAACAUGAGUCUGAAUAAAUUUUCUUCUGUUUUUUAAAAUAUUCCUCAGAUGGAGGGAGAGGUUCUCUUUGCAUCGCGAUUAAAACCAUACAUAACAUAUGAACACGCAUACAGCAGCAUUGUAUGGUUUGAUGACAUUGAUCACUGUGUUUUUGUUUUUGACUUGCAUGUAUUACAUUUCCUUUAUGUUGCAUAUGUCUAUACUGUAGAUAUCUUGAGUUGAUAUUUAUGAUAGAGUCAUGCAAUGUGUUAUGAGAUAAUGUGGCUGUGUGGGCGAGCCAGCCUGAGUUGCACUGACGGAAAACUGUAUGUCUUUGGCUUGUAUGAUUGUAGGCUGAUAUUGAUAACUUAAAGUAGAAAUUUUAAAGUGUGAAUUCUGGACAUUACUUUCUCUGAAGGCCUUAUUGCAUUGUUGGCUUGGUGUGUUUUUAAUUUUAUUGUUGACAUUUAGUGUCCCUCUAAUUUAACGUCUGUCUAUUACAAUAACUAAUUUGGCCUUCGUAGCAUUAAUAUGAGGAUUCCUCAGCAUUCGUGGAAGACAUCCACUAAUUCGUUCUGGUCAAGAAUAAGAGUUGAUUUUUAUUGAAAUAUUUCUGAUCUAACAUUUCGGGAUUCUUUGAAAAAUGUAUGUUGAAUCACAAAAAAAUUUGACUAGAUGUUAAAAUAAGAUGGAUGUCUGAAAGCUCAUUCUGUGUGCUAUCUACUAAAUCUUUUUGUAUGACUAGAAUGUCACAACAAAUAAAGUGCACUCAAAGCACAAAUUUCUUUGUGCAGUCUAAAUAUAAUUUAUCAAAUGUGCUUUAUGUAGUUUUUGUAACCCCAAUGUUUACUGACAAACACACCUGUUUCACUACAGACUUUAUAGUGACUAUACAUGUAAACUGAAAUUUCACAACCUGAAAAUAUGUUAAGCUGUAAUAUCAGUUCUUGCAUCAUUAAGCAUUGACAAUAAAUAAUUUUAAAAA